AUAAUAGGGUCUGCAUUCCAUUUCAUUUGAUUUUAUUUUCAUUUCAGACCAAAGAGAAAAACUAACAGAGACAGUCCACAUCUCUGAGAGAGUCUCUCGGAGAGAAUCACCAAAGAAUUUGACUCCCAUCUCCGGUAAUCCUCAAAGAUAAAAAUAAGUGAUGGCAGAAGCAGAGGAUAUCCAGCCCCUCGUUUGCGACAAUGGAACUGGAAUGGUCAAGGCUGGAUUUGCUGGGGAUGAUGCCCCAAGAGCCGUCUUCCCUAGUAUAGUGGGGCGCCCUCGUCACACUGGGGUCAUGGUUGGUAUGGGCCAGAAAGAUGCUUAUGUUGGUGAUGAGGCUCAGUCCAAGAGAGGUAUUUUGACCCUCAAGUAUCCGAUUGAGCAUGGUAUUGUCAGCAACUGGGAUGAUAUGGAGAAGAUUUGGCAUCAUACCUUCUACAACGAGCUUCGUGUUGCCCCAGAAGAGCACCCAAUCCUCUUGACUGAGGCCCCUCUCAACCCAAAGGCCAAUCGUGAAAAGAUGACCCAGAUCAUGUUUGAGACCUUCAACACUCCUGCUAUGUAUGUUGCCAUUCAGGCAGUUCUCUCUCUCUAUGCCAGUGGACGUACAACGGGUAUUGUUCUCGACUCUGGGGAUGGUGUCAGCCACACAGUCCCGAUCUACGAAGGUUAUGCUCUCCCCCAUGCAAUCCUGCGUCUUGACUUGGCUGGCCGUGAUCUCACCGACAGCCUCAUGAAGAUCCUCACAGAACGUGGCUACAUGUUCACGACUACAGCAGAGCGGGAAAUUGUGAGGGACAUUAAGGAGAAACUUGCCUACAUUGCUCUCGACUAUGAACAAGAGCUCGAAACUGCAAAGACGAGCUCUGCUGUGGAGAAGAACUACGAGCUGCCUGAUGGACAGGUGAUCACCAUCGGAGCAGAAAGGUUCAGAUGCCCCGAGGUCCUCUUCCAGCCCUCAAUGAUCGGAAUGGAAGCUGCUGGUAUUCAUGAAACCACGUACAACUCCAUCAUGAAGUGUGAUGUUGAUAUCAGGAAGGAUCUGUAUGGAAACAUCGUCCUCAGUGGUGGCUCCACCAUGUUCCCGGGCAUUGCUGACCGUAUGAGCAAGGAGAUCACAGCCCUUGCCCCGAGCAGCAUGAAGAUCAAGGUGGUGGCUCCACCAGAGAGGAAAUACAGUGUCUGGAUCGGAGGCUCCAUCCUGGCUUCUCUCAGCACCUUCCAGCAGAUGUGGAUUUCCAAGUCCGAAUAUGAUGAGUCCGGCCCAUCAAUCGUGCACAGAAAAUGCUUCUAAACCCACCCCACAAGGUGCCUUGAAAGAGGAUUCGUAAGAUUGUUGAUGCUUUGCUAUUUUUUCCCUUUUUUCCUUUUUCCUUUUUCCUUUUAUCCGAGUCUUUACUAUUAUUAUGAUUUGAAAAAAUUUACAAAAUCAUUUUCAAAAUUUCCCUCUUCCAAUAUUACUUUGUAGAAGAGUUGUGUAUUAUCACUCAAUGGUAUUAUGGUUUGAGUUGGCAGAUGUUUCAUAGUAGUAAUUAUCAUAUGUGUUUGUUGAUUAGUAGUGAUCUGCUGUAAUUUUUAUAAGUUUGUAAUACCAGACUGAAACUUAGGGAUUUUUGCUUCA
Molecule: messenger RNA, 1621 nt
Organism: Salvia hispanica
Lineage: Eukaryota; Viridiplantae; Streptophyta; Magnoliopsida; Lamiales; Lamiaceae
Product: actin-7
Source: RefSeq, a predicted model, not a curated record